Colletotrichum navitas is the source of this 710-nucleotide messenger RNA. RefSeq lists its product as uncharacterized. The transcript has a single exon. NCBI's taxonomy places the organism in Eukaryota, Fungi, Ascomycota, Sordariomycetes, Glomerellales, Glomerellaceae. The coding region runs from base 61 to 426 and encodes 121 amino acids. The record is from RefSeq and is a predicted model, not a curated record.
GCAAGUCAGAGGCGCCACCCAUGCUGACAAGGAUGAUAGCCUAAGCCUCGAGGGGUGGUAAUGGGCGUGCGUGUUGACGACGGACAAUGGUCAGUCAGCCUGGCCUGCUUAUUUCCCGUCCUUACUUGGGGCGCCGUGGCCGCAUUGAUCGCCAGCAGUUGGGUCUCGCAAACGGCAGCAGUUGGAGGUAUAAGCAGCCGUCACGCCACGAUCUCACAUACGCUACCAAAGAAGUCAGUUGACAGCGCGAGGGGUCCAAUCGCAAGGGACCCAAUGAGACGGAUGGAUAUUCAUCCCACACACUACCAGCAUGAGGCAGCAGCUAUGCAUUCUUGGUCUUUUCAGUUGGCUCGCAGAUCCGAGUCUGCAGACGACAACAAAAGCCGGAAAGGGGUAUGUAUCAACAAAACAGAAGACAACAGGUAGGUAGGUCGGUAGGCAGUAGAGAACGAAGAAGGAAAGGCGGAUGCGUGCAGCAGCCAAGCCGGCGGCUACGCCGAACGGACGUCGAUUGCCAAGUCUGGUGACGACCUGACCGCCGGCAGGUUCUUUCUGAGCAUGAAGCUCAAACGGAGACUGGGCCGCGUCUCAGCCAGAAGAAUAUCCAGGAGGUCAGACGGUGGGGGCUCCUGCAUGAAACAAAGAAGAACAAACUGGCUGGUAAGUAGGUACGUAGUAGUAGUAUCCAUCCAUGCCUGCUGUUCCUUAAG